This is a messenger RNA of Plenodomus lingam JN3, 279 nucleotides long. The record is from RefSeq and is a predicted model, not a curated record. Lineage: Eukaryota; Fungi; Ascomycota; Dothideomycetes; Pleosporales; Leptosphaeriaceae.
AUGAAGGCCACAACCGCCCUCGCCUUCCUGGCAGUUUGCAGCAGCGCAGUGUAUGCCCAAGAAACUGAUGUCGGCACAAACAUUGCUCCUGAAUGUAAAAGAACAUGUCGCGGAUCAAGUAAAUGCGUCUCGUCGCUGACGAAGAAGGCAGAAUACUGUGUUCAAACUUGCCCCGUGGGCUCUCCAUGCCAAGGCACAUGCCUGAAAGGAACGAAAUGGGCAUAUGGAUAUUGCCCCGUCAAGGUGUUCGUAAACAGUCACCGAAGAGGGGCUGCGUAG